Messenger RNA from Cinara cedri, 5093 nucleotides. Lineage: Eukaryota; Metazoa; Arthropoda; Insecta; Hemiptera; Aphididae. The record is from the annotation of a GenBank genome assembly.
AUGAAUUGUUUUGGUAGUAUUGAAAAUAUAUUUGUAUAUCUUGACGAUAUAUUAAUUUUUGGUGAAAUAAAGAUUCAACGUGAUAUUGCUUUAUGGCAAGUAUUAGAUGUUGCAAUGAAGAGUAACAUAACUUUUAAUAAAGCGAAAUUACAAUUUAAAGUUGAUAAAGUCAAGUAUUUAGGUCAUAAUUUUUCUAGUGAGGGUAUGGAGAUGUAGGAACAAGUUUGAUCUAUUUUUGAUUAUGAAAUCCCUAAAAGUGUUAAAGAUUUGCAACGUUUUUUAGGCAUAGUGAAUUAUGAAAGUAACUUAUUCCAAACUUAGCUGUGUUAACGAAACCGCUGAGAGAUUUUAAUAAAAAAAAAUAAUAAGUUUAUUUGGAUUUCGGUACAUGGUGAAAUUAAAUAUAUUAUAUUUAGUCCGUUAGUACUAAGAAAUUAUGAUAAUUCGUAAGAAGUAAUAAUAUAGAUGGAUUAGUAAGUUAGCAAUUGUUUGUGUGCUUUUGUAAGAAGGUAGAUCAUUUUGUUUUAAAUCUAAGAGUUUAACUGUUAAUGCGAUUAAUUAUGAUCAGAUUGACAAGGAAUUUCUGGCAGCAUUAUUUUCGUGUAAAGUUUUUCAUCAUUAAAUUUAUGGUAAGCAGGUCAUAAUGCAAACUGAUCACUUACCUCUUAUCUCAUUAAUGAAUAAAAAUAUAUCAGAUAUUUCUUCGAGACGAUUACAAUGCCUUCGUAUUAAAUUGGUUGGUUAUGAUAUUAAUUUAAUACAUAAAUUGGACAAGAAAAUGUUUAUUGCGGACGCAUUAAGUCGUGCGUGCACUUUGUUCGCAGAUAAAGAAGUAGAUAUUGUUUAUAUGUUUUUAGUGUAGUUCAUACUAUUAAUAUGACAAAUAAUAUUCAUGAUAAUUUUGAACGAGAAACACAAAGUGAUAUUUUAUUAAAACAACUAAUUAAAAUGUGUUUAGAAGUAUGGCCUAAACUUAAAAAUAAAGUAUUGGAUGAUGUAAAGCCGUAUUUUGAUACGCGAUUGCAAAUUUCUUACGAAAAUAAUUUACUUUUCCUUAAUGAACGAGUUUUUGUCCUGGAAGUGCUUAAAAAUUGUAUUUUAUGUAUACUUUACGAAGCUCAUUUAGGUAUUUGUAAGACCAAAGUGAGAGCAUGAACAUUUUACUGGAAAGGUAUUGAUAGAGACAUUGAAGAAUGUAUUGAUAAUUGUGCAGUGUGUCAGAAGUUUAGAACAAAAAAUAUAAGAGAUCCAAUGUUAUCUUAUAAGGUACCAUAAUUUCUUUUUAUGGAAGUGGCGUGUGGUAUUUUGGAUUUUGGUAAGCAAGCUUAUUUAGUUUUGAUGGAUUAUUUUUCAGGUUGGUUGGAGUUAAAAUUUGUAUCCUCCAAAACAGUAACUUGGAUAAUACAAGUUUUAAAAGUUAUUUUUCCUACUCAUGGUGUUCUUGAACAGUUUAUCACUGAUAAUAUGCCUUUUAGUUCUAGAGAGUUUUCUCAACUUACUGAUGAGUGGGGUAUUAAGGUAAUUACAACAAGCCCUAGAUAUCCAAGAUCAAAUGGUCUUGUGGAAAAGGAGUAAGUAUUGUAAAAUUAAUUUUAAAAAAGGCAGAAGAGAGUAAGGCCAAUGUUAAUAACAGUUAAUGUUAUUGGAGAACAGAAAUAGUGUUAUUAUUGGGCUUAAAUAUUCUCCAGUGCAAUUAUUGAUGAGUCUUACUUUAAAAUCUAAAAUACCUAUUUUAAAUAAAUACUUAAAAAUAUUUAUUCUAAUUACCUAAAGGAAGGUGUUACAUUUCGCAGUUUCCAAUUAUUAUAUUACUUAUCAGCUUAUCAGUUCCUGCGGGCUUUACUGCUGUGAUGUGUUUAUAAUAAACACGACAGUCGUCAGUCAGUAUGCUGACUACCGUCAUUACAUACACACACAUACAUCUUAUUUAUUUGUGCUCCCGUUCAUAAGACAUAACACUAUAAAAAAAUAAUAGAACGACAUAAGUGAGCAUGUAAAAUUAACAACUAGAUGGCAGUUGUGACGUUAUUACGUUAUCAUUUGUUAUCCAUAUAUUUUGUUUUACUACUGUCUUCAAAUUCUUUCUGCAAAAAACAUGUUUUAUGUGUUAUGUCGUUGUAGCAAACAAGUGAAUGUGGUAAUCCGAUAAAAAAUCCCUGGAAAUAAAUCCCCAAAACAAUAUUUUUCAAUAUUUUACAAAAUAUUCGUGUUGAUUUCAAAUCGAAAUUAACUUUUGUUUUGUAUAUUUAUCAUAUUGCAAGUUUGAUUACUGUUACACGAUCUUAUAGCGUUAUUAACUUUUUUGAUUAUGAUUAUAUAUAAUGCAAAAACAAAAUAGUUAAAUUUAAAUUUAACUUUUUUUUAUGUUCAUUUUAAAAUAGCCAACUUAAAAUCAGAAUAUUUAUUUAAAACCUAAGAAAUUUAAUCAAUUUAUUUAUUUUAAAAUUUUUAAAAAUAAAAACUUAAAAUGAUUCCCGUAUUUUAAACUGUAUAAGUAGUGAUUUAAUAUUUAUGCAAAAGUUUAGCAUAAUUUCUUAAUUUGUAAUCGUUUCCUUUAUUGUGAUCAAAUAAUAUUUAUAUAUUUAAAUUUAUACGAUACCACUAUACGCGAGUAUAGUGUGACAGUAGUUCAACGAGCAUUUUCCACAUUUUGUCAUUUUCAUUUCAAUUUAAACAUUUUUAUUUUUCACAAAUGUUUUUAUUUUUACUUUCUAGUAGACAAAAACCAUUAUAUUUGUUUUUUAAUGUGUCAUCAUUUCAUUAAAGAAAAAUUUCUUAGAUACUAUCCAAAUCAAAAAUAAAGCUUUAAAAAUAUAAGUGCAUUAGUGAAGAAAAUAGUAGAUCAUAACAAAGUUGUCAUGUUAAUAAUAUUAAAAUUAAAUUGUGUACAUUCCAGAGGAAAACAAGGGAGAGAAAGAAAGAGAGAGAGGUACAGAGUAAGAAAGAGUAUGGAAAUUAGAGAAAAAUAAAAGGAAUCUUAGUUUGUACAAUCAAUGUUUUAAGUAUAAUUUAAAUCCGGAAAGUUAUUGAAAAUGUUUAUAAUACAGGCUGAUCAAUAUAUUAUAAGACACUUGUUAUCUCGGAAAUUAUUUAAUUUUUUCGGAAUUUGUUUUUAAAAAACAUAAAAUACGGCUGCGUGAUAGAAUACUUGAGUCACUAACCUAAUCUAAUAAAUAAAGAGAACAGGAGCGGAAAAAGAAGUCUUCCUUGAGGAACACCGGACGUUGCAAGAUAAAUAUUUUAUUUUAUUCCAAGAAAUUUAAUUAAAAAUUCCAUACACAGAGGAGAAUUAGUUAAAAUACAUUUUACUAGCAGGGGCGCCUCCAAACUUUGACUAUGGGGGGGAAAGGGGGCAAAAUAAUUAAAUUUAUUAUUAAUGAUUGGUAAGAAAAUACAGACAUACUUUGCAUGAUGGGUGGAACACUGUUGUAGAUGAGAAGUUGGGAAGGUAGGAUAUUGAGGGAAAUUGAAUGUAUAUCUGUACCUGAACUUCGCGUCAUAUUCAUGGGGAGGGGGGUGAACAAUUUUUACUCUUGAAUACCACCGUUUUGGUCAAAAAAUAGGUACAAUAUUAAAGAAACUAUAUAAUACAUAUGUAAUUAUUUUACCACAAUAUGACAUAUAUACAAAGCAACACUAUCAACCAAAUUCCGUCCGUCGUUUUUUCGUUAGAAAUGGUUAAUCCUUGUUUACCAGUAUACAUUAAAUUACUUAUAGUUGUGACUGCAUCCGUCCCCAUUAUUCUAGGACAGAUUUUGAAUUUUGUAAAACAUAAGUUAGAUUCGAUUAUGUAAGUAAAAAAAAAAAAUUAUUUUUUCUGACAGUGAAAGUUGGUCAAUUUAAAUUAAAUUAAUGUAUGAUCAAUGGGAAGAUAUUUGUUUAUGUUAAAUAUAUAGGUAAUAUCAAUAAAUCCCCCCCAAAAAAAUUCCUAAAACCGCCAGUGCUUAGAAGACUACAUAUAUAUUAUAAAAAUGCAUUACAACAUAGUUAACAACACACAAUGCAGUAAAACAGUGCAAUUUAAAAGUUAAAUUUUACUUUUUCCUCAAAAUCAAAUCAAAAAAUGACAUUCUUAAAGUACCAUCAAUUCAAUAUGAUAUUAUUUUCUUUCAAAAAAUGUGCUACACUUCUAUAUUGAAGUGAGAUUUCUGGAAGAAAUUUUUGUCACAGUAUAAAAAAUAAAAAAAAUAAUAAAAAAACAUCAUUGUAAUUCCAAUAGAUACAAUUUUCGCUACACUAUUGUUCUCACUUAGUUUUCCACAUAAUUCUGUCCCACCCUUGAAAGAAUAUUUAUUAAAAUUUAUAAUAUCCGGAAUCAUUUUUAUGGCAUUUGGAACCAAUUACAUUUGUACUUAUUUGUACAUAAGAAUUUUUGAUAUUUUAUCUAACAAAAAGUACAUCACUCGACUUAUGGGGAGUAAUUGCUCCCCUUGCCCCCCCUCAAGGAUGUGCCGAUCCACUAUAAGUCGCAUUUAGUGAUAAACAAAAAUUGUUUAAUAGUAUUUUUUUUAUAAGAGUUAAAAUAAGUUUGUAAGAGGUUUGCCAUCUGUAACGUUUCAGCUGAGUGGCCUUUAUUUUUAUUUUUAUAAUUUUUUCCGGUGUGAGCGUUAUAUGAAGUUGCGUAACUUAAGUUACAUGUAUCUAUUCUUACAAGUUACAAAAAAAUUGUAAUUUUUUACAUUUAAAAGUUACUUGAAUAUUGUGUAACUGAUUACAAACUACAAGUUACAAAAGUAACCGAGUUACGUAAGUUUGAUACAUGUAACUGGUUACUGCUUAUCCCUGCUCGUAUUCCAUAUAUUCUCUAGUUCAAGUUCAUGAAUGGUCUGGAGACGGUGCGAUUCUGAAAAUCGAAGUUUUUAUAUGGGACCUUCCUACAGCAAGUAGUAGGGUACACCGUACAUUUUUAAGUUUUGGUCUUUUUAAGUCGAUAUGAAGCAUCUGUUUGGAUGCUUCAUAUUGACAACGAACCUCAUGAUUGUGAACCGGUGCUUAAGGCUUUAGGGGUAUCAAUACUAGCCAAUAGGCGUGUUUCUGCUAACCAGUUAAUUCUAAGAAAGCUCAUAGAUGGUUCUAGUGUCCUGAACUACUAA